Messenger RNA from Capsaspora owczarzaki ATCC 30864, 1825 nucleotides. RefSeq lists its product as hypothetical. The record is from RefSeq and is a predicted model, not a curated record. The coding region runs from base 29 to 1759 and encodes 576 amino acids. The transcript is spliced from 3 exons. Gene Ontology annotation, biological process: maintenance of protein localization in endoplasmic reticulum. Lineage: Eukaryota; Filasterea; Ministeriida; Capsasporidae. Gene Ontology annotation, cellular component: endoplasmic reticulum membrane.
UUGCCUUCGAAGGUUGAAUGCAAUUCCGAUGGACAUUGCUCAAGCCACUGCCAGCUUGCUGCACCGCCGAGCGGCUGCGAACGCUGCUGCCACGGCUGCCAACCCCGCGACCCAUUCCACACCCGACUCAGAUAGUGCACUGCGUCCAAUGAGCACCAUUGGCAUCGACAAAGCCCGCGAGCACCAGGAUGCAGCCUCGUCUGCCGCGACCAAUUCCAAGCAGCCAGCGUCGUCAACCACUCCGUCGCCCGCGUCAUCCGCGCACAGUCUGGACUCGCCACUGGCUGAAAGUCGACGCGGAUCCAAGCAGAACAAGUUCUCACGGCAGACCAGUCUCGAGCGAGAACUUCUUCCGCAUUUGAGACCAACAGACUCGACCUCCAAGAAACCAAAGCGCGUGGAUGGGAGUGCCAGCACGGAUGCGCAAAAACCAGAGUCUCAAUCGGACUCGUCUUCGGAUGACGAGGUCGAGCAGGAUGGCUGGUUCAGCCUCGAUGCUCGUCUCCAUGGCGUGCCCUACAUGAAUCCGCCAGCCGUGAUCAGUGGAGCGCUAUAUGCUCCUCCAGAAAUGCAGAGAUUGAUCUUGCUCGGCAACGCAAUCUGCCUUGAUGUGCUCUUGUACUGCUUCACAGUGCUUCCCCUGCGAGUCGCAGCCUCGCUAUUCCGCCUCAUGCGGUAUCCCUCCCGGCGCUCUGCCACUCAAAUAUACGCCACGAUCCAGGGUGCCAUCGUCCUCUGUGCCGUGAUUGCGGUUGAUCAGUUGGACGUCUCAGAAACGGCCUACUACUUUAUGCGCAGCCAAAUGAACUGGGCCAAGCUGUACAGCUGCUUCCAGCUAUUCUCCGCGUUGGACAUCCUGGUGGAGCAGUGCGGGCGACGCAUCACUGGCUCGCUUGUGUGGUCUGUUCUCAAUCGGUCGCAGCGACUGCUGAUGGCUAUCGUGACAUUCAUUUACGUCUUUGCCCACGCAUCGAUCAUUCUCGUUCAGAUUGCAAGCGUGCAUGUUGCGCUCGAUCAGGGCUCCGAGCUGCUGUCUCUGAUGCUAUCCGUACAGCUGGUGGAGCUCAAAGCGGCAAUGGUGACAUCCAUGACCCGUGUUCAGCUCUUCAAAACGUGCUUGACCGACAUUGCCCAACAAUUCCGCUGGCUCAUCAUCCUGUUCACCAUCUAUGUCGACAAGCUGUCGCGCUAUACGCCUGAAAAGAUGAAAACCUCCAUGCCACUCUUCCUGCAGGGCGCAACAGUCGUGCUCGCGGGCACCAUGCUCAUCAAUUGCAUCAAACACGCCAUGUAUGCGCUCAACAACACAACUUGGGACAUCAAAACCCUCUAUCGCUCAUUUGGGACGUUGCUCCUGCAACCUUUUGAGGCAGGCAAGCUCAUCUCGGACAAAUCGAAACACCUUUCGCAGCACUUUGAUUUCGUCUCGCUGCCCUACACUGUCAUCGCCGUACGGCUGUUCACCAUCUGUGUGGGACGCUCCUCGAUGCCCCUCUUCGUCGGUCUGGGGUGUUUUGCCGCGCUCUGUGCCUUCAAGUUCACCAUCCGGUUUGCGCUCCGAUCACUAUCGCAAAGCAUUGCGCAACGACGCGCUCGCCAGCAAAACGCCCUCCGUCGCCUCUCGACAACCAUUUCACUAGUCAUGGGUCUCAACCAGGCCAUGAAGCACAAAAUGGACGCCGAUCGCGACCACGGUAUUCUCGAAGAAGAGACUGCCAGCAUGGUUGACGUGGAUGAAGAACCGGCGCACUUGGACUGAGUUGUUUUGUUUGAGGGGGAGGGGGGACACGUUAAUAAAGAAAACCUCGAAUAGAUGUAUUCUCAG